GUUGUAGUGCGACAACGUAUCGAACAAUCUGAAAAUGCUCAUCGAAAAUCAUUUCUGACAGCUGCUGAUUGGCUAGUUUCCAAUCAGGAUAACAUCGGUGGCUGGCCGGUUCCUGUUGAACGUGCAAUCGCUGAUCGUCGACUUGUGCUUCCGGCUGGUUGGUACUCAGCAAUGGCUCAGGGACAUGGCAUAUCUUUAUUAACACGUGCUUACGCAUCAACACAUAAUGUUUCUUACUUGGCUGCUGCAGGCAAAGCUCUUCAUCUCUUUGAGAAAGAUGCCAAUGAGGGUGGUGUUCGGAGGGAGUUGUUUGGUUAUGUUUGGUACGAGGAAUAUCCAACGUCUCCUGGUAGUUUUGUUCUCAAUGGAUUCAUGUAUGCGCUGAUUGGACUGUACGACCUCAGUGCUGUGAGCAUUACUGGAGAGGAUAAAAUUUUUAUGUAUCAUGAGGUUAUCGUAUUCAUCAUAGCAUUUUCAGUACCAAACGAUGUUCGACUAGGUGCCGAACGAGCGUCUGUACUUUUUUCGGUCGGAUUAGACUCGCUUCGAGCACUUUUACCAUUGUAUGAUACUGGAAGUGGAUCAAUUUAUGAUCUGCGUCACAUAGGACUGCAUAGUGCACCAAAUUUGGCCAGAUGGGACUAUCACGCAGUACAUGUCUAUUUGUUGAAAUGGCUGGUUCAAAUCAGCGGAGACAAAACUCUGAAUGAAACUGCUGACAGGUGGAUUGCGUACUCGUGGGGUAAAAAAGCUAAACAUAAUUAA
Molecule: messenger RNA, 765 nt
Organism: Strongylus vulgaris
Lineage: Eukaryota; Metazoa; Nematoda; Chromadorea; Rhabditida; Strongylidae
Source: the annotation of a GenBank genome assembly